Molecule: messenger RNA, 1701 nt
Organism: Chara braunii
Lineage: Eukaryota; Viridiplantae; Streptophyta; Charophyceae; Charales; Characeae
Source: the annotation of a GenBank genome assembly
UCAUUUCUGAAAGCAUACCCUGCUUUCAAAGAACCAGGUAAGCCAGAAUUAAUGAACAUCCGGUUUGACUUAGUCUCGUCAGCGAGAAUGAGAUACAAACCCUAUUUGUUGAUUGACUUCCUGGACGAUGGUUAUGCUGAAAUCGAAGUUACCUGUGCGGAUACCCCCUGGUGUGAAUUUUGUAGAAGAUAUUUUCACAAAUCAGCUGAUUGCCCUUCGAAACGACAAACGAGCUCUUCGAAACCGAACAGACCAAAUAAGGAUUUGCCCCAUAACAAGAGUAAGCGGUCUGAAAAAGCCAAAAAAAGCCAAAACCUCGAGAAGGAGAAUAGGGGUAGGAAAUCUCAGGGGGAGAAAAGUCGACAUGAAAAGGAGAAGGGCAAGGUUCGGGACAAAGAAGCUGAGAAGAGCAACCAGCCACAGCCUCUAACCUCACGUGAUCAGGGAGGAGGUAAGGCUAUCGUGGUAUGGAAAAAAAAGGCCCCGAACCCCCCAGCUCCCAGUGAUGUUCGUCCACCCCCCCAAGAGGAGACACAGGGUGUAAUUGCAGGGGCAAAAGCAAGGGGAAAACCCCCCCUAGGCGACGAUCCUCAACAAAAAGGAGAAAAGGGGGAUAAGGAUGUGGAAAUGACUAGUGAUGGAGAGGACAAGGGAAACGAUGACUCCAAGGAUAUGGAGGAUUCUGAAGAAGAAGAGCUUGAGAACGAGGAGGAGGAGGAGGAGGAGGAAGAGGAGGAGGAUGAAGAGGAAGAGGAGGAGGAGGAAGAAGAUGAAGACGAUGAAGAAGGAAAGGAUGACAAGGGUGAAGGAGACGAUGAGGAGGAAAAAGAGGAGAAAGAGGAAGGAGAGUGGAAGACCGAUGAGAGGAUGAUUGAAGAGGAGGGAGGUGGUAAGGAAGUCAUCGAGAGUGUCGAAAAAGGGGUGGAAGAGGAAGGAGAGGUCGGGUCAGGGGUCAGAAGGGAAGCAGGGCAAGAGGUAGAAGAGACGGAGAAGAAGGGAAGAAAGGAGCUGGUAGAGGGAAAAGAAAGCAGUGGUAAUGGUGAUUCUGAGGAAAAAGGUUCAGCAGAGGCUGAGGUACCGCAUGAGGUGGGGGAGGUUGAACUUCAGAAAGAGGGGCGGGAAGCUAACACCCCUCCGCACAGGGGUUCAGGUCCUCAACCACUGGACAACUUCAUGGUCUACAACAAUAACUCGUAUAUUUCGGACGAUGAAGACCAUUCGGACAGACCCGGACCUGAAAUGGAAAAAAAUGUUGAGGGCAGCACAUGGAAGUUAGCUGAUAUUUUUCCCUUUCAGAAGGUGGGUAGUCAACAGUUACUGGGUGAAAUAGGUUUAGUCCAGGUUAAGCAUCUGUGGGAUGAGGACAACCAAUCGUGGCAUUCCUAUGAAGACAUUAGAAAGAGACUCCCUCGACUACAGGCGGUGCAGGAUAAUCUGUCUGCAAUACUGGAGGCAAUUCCCAGUCAAUGGGAGGGUUGAAACGCGAAGCAGAACACGGUCAGGACACCUGGCUAGUUGACGCAUCAGCACCGAGACUGGAGGAGGUAGUGAAGGUGCUGGGCCCAGACCUCCAUCAAGGAAUGAAAGUGGAAAGCUGGGUGGUGGGUAGAGAAGGGAAAAAAGGGAGGGAAGUAUCGUUCGUAAAGGAGAUGUCCAUCCAGUCGACAAAACACUUAACAGAAGUAAAAGUCUGGGAGAAUG